AUGAAUAACUCAACAAACUCCUCUAACAAUGGCCUGGCUCUGACCAGUCCUUAUAAGACAUUUGAAGUGGUGUUCAUUGUCCUUGUGGCUGGAUCCCUCAGUUUGGUGACUAUCAUUGGGAAUAUUCUGGUCAUGGUCUCCAUUAAAGUCAACCGCCACCUCCAGACCGUCAACAAUUACUUUUUGUUCAGCUUGGCCUGUGCUGACCUCAUCAUUGGUGUUUUCUCCAUGAACUUGUACACCCUCUACACCGUGAUUGGCUACUGGCCUUUGGGACCUGUGGUAUGUGACCUUUGGCUAGCCCUGGACUACGUGGUCAGCAAUGCCUCGGUGAUGAAUCUGCUCAUUAUCAGCUUUGACAGGUACUUCUGUGUCACCAAACCGCUCACCUACCCAGUCAAGCGGACCACGAAAAUGGCAGGUAUGAUGAUUGCAGCUGCCUGGGUCCUCUCCUUUAUCCUGUGGGCCCCGGCCAUUCUCUUCUGGCAGUUCAUCGUAGGGGUGAGGACUGUGGAGGAUGGGGAAUGCUACAUUCAGUUUUUCUCCAACGCCGCUGUCACCUUUGGUACCGCCAUUGCAGCCUUCUAUUUGCCUGUGAUCAUCAUGACUGUGCUAUACUGGCACAUAUCCCGAGCCAGCAAGAGCAGGAUAAAGAAGGACAAGAAGGAGCCUGUGGCCAACCAAGAGCCAGUUUCUCCAAGUCUGGUACAAGGAAGGAUAGUGAGGCCAAACAACAACACCACACCUGGCAGUGACGGUAGCCUGGAGCACAACAAAAUCCAGAAUGGCAAAGCCCCCAGAGAUGCUGUGACUGAAAACUGUGUCCAGGGAGAGGAGAAGGAGAGCUCCAAUGAUUCCACCUCAGUUAGUGCGGUAGCCUCUAAUAUGAGAGAUGAUGAAAUAACCCAGGAUGAGAACACAGUCUCCACUUCCCUGGGCCACUCCAAAGAUGAGAACUCGAAGCAGACGUGCAUCAAAAUUGUCACCAAGACCCCAAAAGGUGACUCAUGUACCCCAGCUAAUACCACUGUGGAGCUAGUUGGCUCUGCAGGUCAGAACGGAGACGAAAAACAGAACAUCGUCGCUCGUAAGAUUGUGAAGAUGACGAAGCAGCCUGCCAAAAAGAAGCCUCCUCCUUCUCGGGAAAAGAAAGUGACCAGGACGAUCUUGGCUAUCCUGUUGGCUUUCAUCAUCACUUGGGCCCCGUACAAUGUCAUGGUGCUCAUCAACACCUUCUGUGCACCCUGCAUCCCCAACACAGUGUGGACAAUUGGUUAUUGGCUCUGUUACAUCAACAGCACUAUCAACCCCGCCUGCUAUGCACUUUGUAAUGCCACCUUCAAGAAGACCUUUAAACAUCUUCUCAUGUGUCAUUAUAAGAACAUCGGCGCUACGAGGUAA
This is a messenger RNA of Prionailurus viverrinus (fishing cat), 1401 nucleotides long. RefSeq names its product cholinergic receptor muscarinic 2 (gene CHRM2). The transcript has a single exon. NCBI's taxonomy places the organism in Eukaryota, Metazoa, Chordata, Mammalia, Carnivora, Felidae. Gene Ontology annotation, cellular component: plasma membrane. The record is from RefSeq and is a predicted model, not a curated record. Bases 1 to 1401 code for a protein of 466 amino acids. Gene Ontology annotation, molecular function: G protein-coupled acetylcholine receptor activity. Gene Ontology annotation, biological process: adenylate cyclase-activating adrenergic receptor signaling pathway; regulation of heart contraction.